AGUGGAAACGAGGCGGUUGUUUUUUCGAGUAUCGCGUUUACAUUGCGUGUCACAAUGUGGUGCCAAACGUUGUUAUUGCAAAUCAUUGCGGUCCAGUUGUCGUUUUCAAGAGACAGGUGAUCAAGAUGUUGUUUACGACCGACUCAUUGGCAACCCACCAGGGUGAUACAAUGGAUCACUCAUCAAAGUGUUCUUUACUAGACGACACAGCGCAAAUGGCAGUUCUAAAAAACGAUGGGAAUGAAUGCCGUUUGAGCCAGCUGAGUCAAACAAAGAGGCGUCGUUUGAAAAAAUCGAUUGAAGCAAGGCACAUUAGGAUGUGGAAAUCGGCUUUGGUUUAUAUGGCAGACCAAAAAAAUACUAUUAAAUGGGCAAAGGAAAUAGCUGGAGUCAAGAAAGCCGUGAGCAAGACUCAGCUGACUUUACUAGCGAAUCAGUCUAAUGUGAAUAAUGACACAAUGCAAUUAAAUAAAAAUGUUAUUCAGAUUGAAGAUCGAAAUUCAGAGGAAAAAUAUCUUAAUGUCAGUCAAACUGACGAUGUUCAAUCCUCAGAUUACGAUUUCCAAGAUUUUUGAUUAAAAAUAUAAAUCAAAAAUUGUUAAUAUUAGAAAUAGAAAACAUUUUAGUAAAUUCGUGUAGUAGUGUUGAGUGCGUGUGAAAAUAUUUUGUAAGCUAAUCUUUUAUUAAUAUAUUAUCACAAUAUUGAUCUCAGAGCAAUUCCCGAUAAAAUAGUCGGUCUGACAUCUUUUUUGUUUAUGCUUAAAGCUGGUUCAUUAAUAUUAAGUCCCAUUCAGAUAAAUAUGAAGUUUGACUGACAAGUAUAAAUCUACAAAUUUAAAUAACUAAGUUCGCUUUGGUUAAGUGCAUUAUUCAAAAAUUAAUUUAUUGGAAUAAACAAACUUAGUAUAAAUGAUUAAAAUAUUUUUAAAACCUAAGAUAAAAUGAACAAAACAAUAAUUAUAUGUUAAUAAAUUCAAAAAAUUGAAAAAUUUUCCAAAGAUUUUAUGAAGAUGCAAAAUACUCAAACAAUUUCAAAGUUAUUCGCCACAAGUGCAUACAAACAGAAGUCUACAGCAAGUGCUUAUGGUCCGUGUGACGGUUGGAUUUGGGUCUGCGAUUACAACAAUGAUCAUUUUUAUUCAACUGAUGACGUGAACUAUGUCAAUUUCAUCAGGUUAAGGAAAUACGGUAAUUUGUCUAUAUUUGAAUGCAACAAUGGUAAACGUAUUGAAAUGAUACAAAGAUGCGACAAUACAAACGAUUGUGGAGAUAAUAGCGAUGAAUAUGACUGUGAAUUUUUAUUUCGAAACAAAUAUCAACUUCCAAAUAAGAUUCCUGGUGUAUAUUUUUUCCAUACAGAAAAAGAAUGUAGCAGCGAUAUCAAAAAUCGUUUUAACACAAAAAGUGAAACAGACGUCUCAGGGCGUCUAAACAUUGGAUGUUCAAAUAAUAUUCGGGUAUGUAGAAGGUUAAUUCAGUUUGAUUCCGAAGUAGGAGUAUCAAAUAUAAUCAUACUAAAACAAAAAAAUAUUGAUUGUUCACCGAGAAAACAUCAUUGUUCUGGAGAUUUUAUCAAGAAAUCAUGUCUCUGUGAAGAAUUAACCGAUUGUUUUGACGGAAAAUGUGAAAAAAAUUGUACCGACAACUCCGAUUUCAACCAGAUAUAUUGCUUUUCUCAAGAAGCUACUAGAUUUCCACCAACAGGAAAAAAAUUAUAUGAAAAAUGGGAAGCAGCACCACUACUUUCGACUUAUAAUAUCAAUCAUUGUAGUGGAUCACUUGGAGCGUGCGGUAGUUCAUGUGAUUCCAUAUCUACUGAAUACGAAAUUAACUAUCUAAAGACCAAAAGUUCUUCACCUUAUUGCCAUAAAUAUAGCACCCUGAAUGACAACACAAAGCUGUUCAUUUGUGGAACAAGACAUCAGUUAAAUGAGGAUAAUACCAUGUCAAUUAUUUGCGAUUCACAAAAAAAUAAACCAUUUAGUCCAAUGUGUAAUAUGGAUAAAUCGUUACUGUGCUGUCAUAGGGAAAGUAAAAGCUUUGAACAAAUUAAAUGUCGUGAGUCAAUCAUAGAACUAGUCGAAAACAUAGUCGAGAGUAAACAAUAAAUAUAAACAUACUGGCUAUACUAUAGCAGGCGAAGAUAUAAUUAUCAACCUGGUGCUAUGAAGUUUUUUAAAAUUCUUAAUUUAAAAAUGAUAAAUUAAAUUUUUUUCUUUAAAACAUUUUUUUUAUUUCAAGUGUAACUUAAAUUAAUCUCAAGAAUCAAAAUGAAUUUUAAUUAAAAUUUUUCAGUUAUUUCUUUCAAUAAAUUAACUAAAUUAUCUACUAUAUAAAAUAAUAAUAAAGUACUAAAGUAACUUUCAAAAUUAAGUUAUUUCAAAUUUUCAUAUUUUUCUUUAAUAAUAUAACGAAUAAAUUAUUGUUUUAUCAUAAUCAAGUACACUAUAAAAAACAAUUUAAAUACAUGCUGAUCGUUAAUAACUCACAAGAUGCUGUUAUGCAACAAAGGAUACCGACACCAUUAGCGUACACAAGUUCAUAUUUUUUAUAACGAAUAUUUUCAAUAACUAAUUUUACGUCUGAUAAAUUAGUUUUGAAUGUAAUGUUAUAUUCAAAAAGUGAUUUAUAAUAUUCAUUCGAGAAUUUUCAUUUAACCGUAAAUUAGUUAAGUUUUCAAAGUGAUUUAAGUCUUUUAAUAGAAAAAUUAAAUUAACUUCGAGAAUCUAUUGAGAUGAAUAAAAUUUAUGUGCGGGAAAUAUAUUCAUUAAAACGAUUUAAAGAAAACGCAUUAUUAUUAAAUGCAAUCAAAUCUAAUGAUAUGUGUAUGGAGCUGUUGGAUUAAUUAUCUUAAAUAGUUAUCAAAAAACACAUUAAGAUGAUAACAAGAGAAAAAUAACAAACAAGUGCUGUACAAAUUACAAUAUCAUCUUUAAUUACAACAAAACAUCAUUCACAUCAAUAAAGUAUCAACAAACGUGUACUUACUUCAAAAACUGAAGUCAAUUUUACAAAUACAAUUUUUUAAAUAAAAUAAUGACUGGCUAAAUUUUUUAACGCGGCACAAUUUUUUAAAAUUAAACUGUUAAUUUGUCAAUAUGUUUGUAAAAUGUGCUUUUAGAAAAUGGCCUCAGAAAACACACUUUUACUAAAACAAUUGAAAUGUUUCGUUUAAGUAUAAUAACUUAACGAAAACUAACAAAAAUUCUACUUAAAAACUUACAAUAUUUAUUAUUUUUUUUAUAUAUAUAAAUAUAUUUUAUAUGGUGAUAACAUUGUAAUA
This is a messenger RNA of Daktulosphaira vitifoliae (grape phylloxera), 3283 nucleotides long. Its product is annotated as low-density lipoprotein receptor-related protein 2-like. Gene Ontology annotation, molecular function: protein binding. The record is from RefSeq and is a predicted model, not a curated record. The transcript is spliced from 10 exons. The coding region runs from base 1005 to 2108 and encodes 367 amino acids. Lineage: Eukaryota; Metazoa; Arthropoda; Insecta; Hemiptera; Phylloxeridae.